UCUUCACAGGAGCUUUACCCAAGUGCUCUGUAUGAGUGGCCACUCAAAUUUUGUAGCUUGUGUGUGCAUCAUACCUCCAAAUGAAGUCUCUCCUCAUGGACUGAUUGCAACUGGUGGCAAUGAUAAUAUUAUUUGUGUUUUUACCGUUGACAACCCCACUCCCCUUUAUGUCCUUAAGGGACAUACGGACACGGUUUGCAGCCUUUCGCAUGGAAAACAUGGUUUAUUAUUGAGUGGUUCCUGGGACAUGACGGCCAGAGUUUGGGUUAACGAAACGUCAUUGAUGAUUUUACAGGGUCACACGGCUGCCGUAUGGGCAGUGAGUGUGUUGCCUACAGAUGGAUUGAUGUUGACCGGUUCAGCUGACAAAACUAUUAAACUGUGGAAGGGAGGCAAAUGUGAAAGAACGUUCACUGGACAUGAAGAUUGUGUGAGAGGUUUAGCUGUUAUUAGUGACAUGGAAUUCCUUUCCUGUUCUAAUGAUGCAAGUGUUCGAAAAUGGCACAUCUCUGGCACGUGUAUGCAGGUGUAUUAUGGACAUACAAAUUAUAUAUACAGCAUCUCUGUCUUGCCCCAGUCUAAAGGUUUUGUAACUACUGGAGAGGACAGAACUGUUAGAAUCUGGAAGGAAGAGGAGUGUGCUCAAACAAUCAGACUUCCUGCUCAAUCUGUGUGGUCCUGUUGUGUGUUAGACAAUGGUGACAUUGUAGUUGGUGCAAGUGAUGGAGUUAUAAGAGUGUUUACAGAGGCUUUCGAACGUACAGCAAGUACUGAGGAGAUUGAAGCUUUUGAAAAGGAGCUUUCCCAAGCAUCCAUUGACCCUAAAAAUGGUGAUUUAGGAGAUAUUAGGGCUAGUGACCUUCCUGGAAGAGAGUGUCUUAAGGAACCUGGAACAAAAGAUGGACAGACACGGAUUAUUAAAGAUAAUGGGAAGGUAGAAGCAUAUCAGUGGAGUGUUAGAGAAAGAAGAUGGAUAAAGAUUGGCGAUGUUGUUGGUUCUUCUGGAGCCACACAACAAACGUCUGGAAAGGUUUUAUUUGAAGGAAAGGAGUAUGACUAUGUUUUCACUAUUGAUGUAAAUGAAAGUGGGCAUUCCUACAAACUGCCAUAUAACAUCACAGAAGAUCCCUGGCUGACUGCAUACAACUUCCUGCAGAAGAAUAACCUCAGCAGCGUGUUUCUGGAUGAGGUGGCCAGGUUCAUCAUGGACAACACGAAGGGGCAGGCACUGCCCAGCACAAGUAGCCAGUGCUCAGAUCCAUUUACAGGUGGUGAACGUUACAUUCCAGGCUCUUCAUCUGGACCAAGUACAAUAACUGCAGCAGAUCCGUUUACAGGUGCUGAUCGCUAUACUCCUGCUGCAUCAGAUGUAGCUGCAGUGGGUGGUGUUGACCCAGAUGCAGGAAAGGGAGCCUCCCAAUCAGCCAAAGCUGAAGUUAAAAAUCCUUAUUUUCCAGAGAAGGAUGCUGUGACCUUUGACCAGGCCAAUCCUAUACAAAUACUGGACAAAAUAAAGGAACUUAAUGGCAAUGUAACUGACAAACAUAAGCUUACAGAAGAUGACUUGGUAACACUUAAGAACUUACUGUCUGCAGCAUCCAAAACCUCUGCUGAAACACCUACAGAACAGCAACUUCAGACCUUAUGGAAAGCAAUUAACUGGCCAGAAGAUGUUGUCUUUCCAGCCCUAGACAUUCUUAGAUUGUCUGUCAGACAUCCCACUGUGAUUGAGAACUUCGCCAAUGAAAAGGAUCCUGCACAAUUUAACAUCCUUCUUAAAUUCCUGAACCCUAACGGAAAGCCAGCAAACCAGCUGUUGGCACUUCGAGCCCUUUGCAAUUGUUUUGUCUGCCAGGCAGGCCAGAAGCUGGUGAUGGAGCACAGAGAUGAAAUACUGACACGGGCAGUGGAAAUGAGGUCGGGCGGCAGCAGGAACCGCCACAUCGCGCUCGCCUCGCUGAUGCUGAAUUACGCCGUGUGCUUACGGAAGGCGAACAACACUGAGGGCAAGUCUCAGUGUCUGUCAGGAAUCAGCACGGUUAUGAAAGAUGUUAAAGAUCUUGAAGCCAUCUUUAGAUUGCUUGUGGCUAUUGGGACUCUACUCAGCGAUGAUACAGAUGCUGUGCAAUUAGCUAAGUCCCUCGGAGUUGAGUCUCAAAUAAAACAGUAUGCCUCCGUGUCAGAACCGGCUCAUGUAAAGGAAUGCUGUAAGUUUGUUCUCGGUCUGCUGUAA
Messenger RNA from Merops nubicus (carmine bee-eater), 2233 nucleotides. RefSeq names its product phospholipase A2-activating protein (gene PLAA). Gene Ontology annotation, molecular function: ubiquitin binding. Gene Ontology annotation, cellular component: cytoplasm; nucleus. Lineage: Eukaryota; Metazoa; Chordata; Aves; Coraciiformes; Meropidae. The annotation marks the transcript as partial. The record is from RefSeq and is a predicted model, not a curated record. Gene Ontology annotation, biological process: proteasome-mediated ubiquitin-dependent protein catabolic process; ubiquitin recycling. The transcript has 13 exons.